Rodentolepis nana is the source of this 219-nucleotide messenger RNA. The record is from the annotation of a GenBank genome assembly. Lineage: Eukaryota; Metazoa; Platyhelminthes; Cestoda; Cyclophyllidea; Hymenolepididae.
UUCCACCAAGCCGUGGAGAGAGGACGUUUGGAUCGUCGCUCGGCCGAAUACAUUGUUCGUGCACCGGGCGGGAAAGGGAGUGAAGGUGAAGGAGCUCUUGGUGACGAAAUACUGCGUCUCUCGUUUGCCAAAGCCCUUUCAUAUGGGCUUGUCAAAGUUGUUCCCUUGCGUCACUGCCUCAUUGAAAAGCUGCCACGUGAUAAAUGCAUAUUUGCUUGA